UCAGACGAGGCAAGCUGCGACUGGAAGUUGGGUUCCGACACCGAACGGUCUUUUGCCAGCAUCACCACCACCACCAACGCCAACACAACCUUGCCUCGCUUUCUUCCCGAGAAAUACCAAGUAACGACACAUCACCAACUCGAACCACAUAGCUCAAAAUUUACUACGUUACAUACUCUACAAGCAACACGUCUCUCGAGUCUUCAGCAUCGCCUACCUUACGGCGAAGGAAUACCCAUCGACAACCCUUACGAAUCCGCAACGCAUCUGCAACAUGUCCAGCCCCAAGGAGCGACGCAUCCUCAAGGAGUUGGGUGACAUUCGCAAUGACAGGGACAACUCUGGAGUAUUUGCUCAGCCGCUCGACGAGACCAACUUGCUGCAUCUGAAGGGCUCCUUUCCCGCACCUCCCGAUACACCAUACGCCGGCGGCUUGUACGAAGUCGACAUUAAGAUUCCCGACAGCUACCCCUUCAAGUCUCCCACCAUCAAGUUCAUCACCAAGAUCUGGCAUCCCAAUGUCAGCAGUCAAACCGGAGCCAUCUGUCUCGACACGCUCGGCAGUGGCUGGUCUCCAGUGCAGACGAUAAAGACGGCGCUGCUUUCCCUCCGCAUGCUGCUCGAGUUCCCGAAUCCCAAGGAUCCCCAAGACGCAGAGGUGGCCAAGAUGAUGCUGGAGAACCCCGAGGGGUUUGCGAAAAAGGCACACGAGUGGGCCGUCAAGCACGCUGGUGCACCGUCAAAGGAUUUUGACACAACAAAGUACAAGCAGGUUGCUUCCGAAGUAAAGGAAGAUGACGCAAACAGGUAUGCCGGCUACAAUAAGGAUCUUAUUGACCGCUUUGUCGGCAUGGGAUUCGAGCUCGAUGCUGUCGUUGAGGCCUUUACCUUUAUUGGGAUCGACCGCAAUGGUGGCAUGGACUAUGAGCUGGAGGAGGCGUACCUUGGCGACAUCACCGCCCACCUCCUCGGCGAGCAAUGAUUCGACUACCCGGCAACAGAUCGCUCGACGGAACGGUCGGUCGAGGUCGAAGGUUAGCCGGCCAUGACCUCGUCGAUCCGAGGGCGAAAUGAGUACAAAGUCACGAACACGGCAAAUCAUGAGACGACGGGCAGCAUUGCAUCGAGUAUGGAGUUGGUCUACAUCUAGAGUUGGGCAUUAGUGGAAUUCUGGCUUUCGGGGCGAGUGGUUCGUUGACGUUGCGGUAGAGGGAACUCGGAGCAUUUCUGGCUUGAAAAGCUCAGAAUGCCGCCUUCGAGUCCUCACUGCUUGCGCGCUCGUAUGGACCAUUUUGCUUUGACAGCAACCUGUCGCAUGUCUGUUAUCCAGGCGGGAAUAAGGACGGUUGGUUUGACCGGGGCACGGAGUAUUUGUCUGCCUGAGCGUUUGGCUCUGGCAGUUCCGCAUCGCGGACUUUUGGCGUUUUGGGCACGCGGGACGUUUUCUGGUUUGUUCUACUCUUCUUCCAUCA
This is a messenger RNA of Colletotrichum scovillei, 1472 nucleotides long. Its product is annotated as ubiquitin-conjugating enzyme. The transcript has 3 exons. NCBI's taxonomy places the organism in Eukaryota, Fungi, Ascomycota, Sordariomycetes, Glomerellales, Glomerellaceae. Gene Ontology annotation, molecular function: protein binding. The record is from RefSeq and is a predicted model, not a curated record. Bases 275 to 982 code for a protein of 235 amino acids.